Messenger RNA from Acaromyces ingoldii, 3213 nucleotides. Its product is annotated as alpha/beta-hydrolase. The transcript is spliced from 6 exons. Gene Ontology annotation, cellular component: cytosol. The record is from RefSeq and is a predicted model, not a curated record. Gene Ontology annotation, biological process: triglyceride catabolic process. NCBI's taxonomy places the organism in Eukaryota, Fungi, Basidiomycota, Exobasidiomycetes, Exobasidiales, Cryptobasidiaceae. The coding region runs from base 413 to 3100 and encodes 895 amino acids. Gene Ontology annotation, molecular function: sterol ester esterase activity; triacylglycerol lipase activity.
CUUUCACACGUCUGACGCACCAAAAGACGACCAAAGUCUCUUUGAAUCGUCAACUUGUCCCGUCGUCAACUUGUCCGUCUCGAGGAGGUCAAGUUGAGCCGCACAAGUCAAGGAAAGAGGAAACACGCGUAGGAGGAGUUUGAGCAGCAGUUGAACCUCGGCCGCGCUGCACUCAAUUUUCACGUUGACCUCGCAGACGGGCGCUGCAUCGGGCCUGAUCAAUCGGGAACAGGCGCACUCAAUUAGCCGGUGUAAUUGCCCAGCUCCUUUCUCCCUUCCUUUGGACCAUCUCUCUUCGACUUUUGCGAAAGCAGGGAACGGACUUGGACAGACUGUCGCAAUUGCCGGCGCUGUCUCGUCGUUCGUUUGCAACACACAUUCACCGCUGGUCACGCAGGAGGUUUGAAGGCCCAUGAUUGACCACCUCCUGGGCCGGCCCUCGACGGGGCUCAAGCGCCUCCAAGUGCUGCUCGUCCUAGCAUUCUGGGGCUGGGUCCUGGGCAAAGGGCCUCGAGAUGGACCUAAAAAGCUGCCUUUAGCUCGCCGGCUGAACCAAUACGCAUCACGCUUCUCGCCAUGGCAGAUCUUUGUCUUUUCCCUCACGAGCGUCUAUGCGAUCAGGCAUCUGGACGCCCUGGCAGGCUUUGGUGCGCCCGAGCCCCUGGCGAGGAUGUACUCUCGCCCAUUCUACCGGGUCACAUGGAUCGUCACUGCCCUCGAUGCAGGCUUCGCUACUGCCAUGACGAUCAAGCCGCAGUGGCUGCGCGACCUCGCCUCCAUGGUCUUUUCGGGCUACUACCUCGUGUAUGCAAACGAGGCAGAGGAGAAGCUGCGCAAGUUCCGCGCCUUUUGCACAAUUGAGAUGAUGCGAGCCACCUGGCACAAGACGACGAAUCCGUACAUUCGAGCAGUCACUUGGAUCCAUCGUCCGCGAUUGCCCGUUGCGAGACCCAUCCUCCUGCCGAGACCCGAGAUCGGACCCCAUGCAAAGCGGCCCACAAGAGCCUGGCUGUUCUAUGCAAAGGAAGAGAGAUAUCUACAGGACGAGGACGAGCUCGUCAUUGACUUUUGUGGCGGCGGCUUCGUGUGCAUGGACCCGAGACAUCACGAGGAGCGGCUUCGUCAGGUCGCCAAGGAGGUCCAGAGGCCUGUCCUCGCCAUCGACUACUGCAAGGCUCCCGAGUACCCCUACCCGUAUGCCCUCGAGGAGUGCUUCGAUGUCUACCGGAGCCUGCACGAGUCUGGCGGUCGUGGCCUGGGCAUGUCGGGGCGCUCCUCGUUCCGUACGAUUCUGACGGGCGACAGCGCCGGUGGUAAUCUUGCCGCCGCUGUCAUGCUCAAGAUCCUCGAGUACCCACAACCCGGCAUCAAGCAAGCAUAUGCUGCACGUUCGGCAGCCAUCGGUGGCGGUGUCGACCUCAAGCCGCCAGCGCUCAAGAAGCCAAUCUCCAUGGUCCUCGUCUACCCCAGCCUCAAUUUUGCGUACACGUCCUGGAUGAAGCCAGAGCAUCUCAAUGUCCUGCGACAGCAGAGCGAAGUCAAUCUCCAGUCGCUUGAACCCAAACGAGGAAGUCCGCUGAAGAGGGAGGUGACGCCGAGCAACAAGGGCAGAACCUCCGGGACGGCAGUGACGUCUGCGACGCAGAGGGCAGCGUCCAAAAGGAGCUACACGUCACUGGCUGGCCACGCAGAGCUGCACCUGGUGGAGCGGGCAAGAAUGGCCGAGGCUGAGCCAGGCUCCCCUGACGAUGGCUCGUUGCGGUCCAGUGACAGCAGACAGCAGGCCGUCACCUCUUCGUGGCUCGGUCGCAUCGAGGGCGACGAGGUCGACGAGUUUCCAAGGCCGAGCGACUCAGAGAGAACCGCCGCGGCCGAGCGGGAGGAGCAGCAGAAGCGGCUGCAGGCUACGGCAGAAAAGAUGGACAUGGAGCUGGAGGAGAAGCAAAAGAAGGCUAACAUGGUCAAUACCAGAUUGACAAUGACGAGCAUGGCGGGAUACUUUCAGGACCGCAUCUUGACGCAGAGCAUGAUGAGAGCUAUGGCCAUCCUCUACAUCGGACCGCGGAGUCAACCAGACUUCGACCACGACAUGUACUUGUCGCCCAUUGUCGCCCCUGCCCGCCUCCUCGCAGAGUUCCCGCCUGUGCUCUUCAUCUGUGGAGAAAAGGAUCCAAUCUGCGACGACACCGUCGUCAUGGCCGGACGGAUCCGGCAGGCUAAGCUGGCGAAGCAAGCCGACUUGAAACGGCGAGGUGGACGCUUUGGGGAGCAGCUCCGCAUGUCUGGUACCGCAAAUGGAAGCAGCAUCGAGGAGAUGGGCAACGUUGACGACUGGGUCCAGAUGCGCAUCAUUGAGGGCUGGUCUCACGGCUUCAUGCAAAUGUCCGCGCUGCUGGCAGAAGCCAAGCAUGUAAUCUCGUUUGUCGGCACCUGGAUGUCCGAUUCAUUUGAGGACUACUACCACUGCACCCUCGAUAUGACCAAUUCCAAACUGCAAGCCACGGGCGCGUCAACGCAGCAGCAACACGGCACGCUGCCAACUCCGUCAUCGCUCGCCAAGGCUCUGGCGGAGCGACAGAUCAACAAGAAGAGCUCGGCGGCCUCGAUGGAUGAGAACAAGGACCCGCAGCAUCAGGCCAAGGGAACAAGCAAGAAUUACAAAACCGAAGACGGCGAAGAAGAGGAGGACGAGGAGGAAGAAGAGCCGCUCUCGUUCACGCCAAAGGGAAGAAGAUCACCGUCGGUGCAGAGCGCCGAAAUAGCCCCUAACUCGGCCGUGAUGAAUUUGAUCAAGGAGCAAAGACCUCCGGGACCCGGUGGGGCUGGGGGCGGCCGACUGCGUCCUUCUUCAUUCAGCAAUGCAGAACCUAGCUCGCGAGGCCUUCUGCUCCCACCCCAGAGCCCACCGUCCAGGCGGCGGCGGUCUGACGAAGCUGGCAACACGGCCGUGCAGACGUCGCUGGUGCAAGAAAGUAAGCUACUCGAACGCAGGAGACAGGACGCCCUAGGCUACAUGACCGGAGGCAAUGCAAACAACAUCGUCGACUCAGCAGUUGCCGAUUCAGGCAGCGAUGACGAGGAGGAAGAGGAUGAUGAUUGAUGAAUAGCGAAUGACGAUCUAUAUCAAGUGUACCAUGCUCGGCUUCCCUGUUUCCCAGGCGUUUGUCACAUCUCAUUAGACUCCAAUGUCAUACCGGUAUAUUACCGUCACCC